Messenger RNA from Aspergillus bombycis, 1746 nucleotides. Its product is annotated as serine hydrolase domain-containing protein. The record is from RefSeq and is a predicted model, not a curated record. The transcript is spliced from 4 exons. NCBI's taxonomy places the organism in Eukaryota, Fungi, Ascomycota, Eurotiomycetes, Eurotiales, Aspergillaceae. Bases 1 to 1746 code for a protein of 581 amino acids.
AUGUCUAAGUCACAUUUUACUAUCAUUCUCCCCGUCCUUUGUCUUGUUCAUUCCGUGUCUUCAUUCACCCCUUGUCCGCUGUUAGGACCGGCGUUCCCAGCAUUCACGCUCGACAAGAACUCGACAAUACUGAGAUCUGCCCUGGCAAACCUCACCGGGCAAUUUGACGAACUAUAUAUCCAGGGCUCCGGUUCCCACGGAGAAGUGUCUCCCAAUACCACAUCGUUCAGUCUCUCGCUUUUCUCGACCAACGAGGGAACUGCGAGUGCCAGCCCAUUCUUCUUCGAUUAUCAUUACACGGCGCCUUCACUGCAGAACUCAUCUAGCCAGACUCAACAUGCGAGUCGAAAGAGUGUUUACCGCAUCGGUGGACUUACCCAACUUUUCACCAUCUGGACUGCCCUUGUUGAGGCCGGGGAUACCAUCUGGAAUGAUCCUGUGACGAAAUAUCUUCCCAAGCUAGCCGCAAGUACGAAUAGUGCGAAUGUAGCGCAAGAUCCUAUUCGAUAUGUGGACUGGGAAGAUAUUACCGUGGGACAGCUAGCCAGUCAUAUGGCAGGUCUUCCUAGGAACUACUGUGUGGAUAGCAUAGAAAAACAGGGUUACAGCAUCAAUGACGGCUUGCCACCGUCCGCUGGCACUGGUGGUACUUGCACAUCCAGUAAUUCAUCUCAAGCCGAAACCCUCGUCGCUUUAGCUCAUCAACCACCAGUUGCUCCUCCCGGAGUAACCCCCAUAUACUCCAACGUUGGAUUCCAGAUUCUAGGUUACAUCAUAGAACGAAUCACGGGCCAACCAUUCGAAGAAGUUCUCAAAAGUCGCAUACUGCACCCACUCUCCCUCCGUAACACGAGUCUACGUGCCCCCUCGAGCAACUCAUCCGGCAUCAUCCCAACAAACCCCGAAGCCAGCGGGUGGUCCACGCAAUAUGGAGCAGCACCGGCACUCUCGAUGUACUCAACAACCACCGACCUCUCCAACGCCGGAAAAGCGAUCCUCAACUCAACCCUCCUAACCCAAGCUCAAACCAACCGCUGGUUGAAACCAGUUACCCACACAUCCAACCCAGCCAACUCCCUCGGCUACCCCUGGAUUAUUUACAGCAGCGGAAACUACCCCAAUACCUCGAUGGUUGACAUUUAUACUUAUUACAGCAGCAUCGGCCAGUACAGCUCCUACAUAGGUCUCGUGCCAGACUACAACGUCGGCUUCACCGUUCUCGCAGCCGACAGUGUCUCCGCGCCAGACCUGAAUGCGCACGCUGAUAUCAUCGGCGACGUUAUCUUGCCUGCAUUAAUGAAGACGGCUGUUAAACAGGCCGGUGCUCGGUUUGGUGGCGAGUAUACAGCUUCUUCUGGCCUUAAUUCGUCGAUCACUGUCUCCGUUGACGAGCUACCUGGUAUGUUUAUUGAGAGCUUCGUCAGUAAUGGGACAGACUUCAGGGAGAUCCUGGCUUCAUUGAUUGGGAUUGAGGAUCCGGAGGCGUUGAGUAUCAGGUUGUACCCCACCGGUCUAGUCUCGGAGACGAAAUCGGGUGGUUCCAGGGUGGCGUUCCGGGCUGUUCUACAGGACAAGAAUGAGCUUGCUGAUGCUGGGACGCCGACGUGUGUCUCGUGGAUGGAUGUGGAUAAGCUAACAUACCAGGGCCGUGCGCUAGAUUCAUUUGUUUUUGAGAUAGAUGGUGGUGGAAAGGCUGUUGGAGUGGAGAUCCCUGGUUUGGUGUUGUACUUAAACAAGGCAAAUUAG